Molecule: messenger RNA, 2715 nt
Organism: Amphiprion ocellaris (clown anemonefish)
Lineage: Eukaryota; Metazoa; Chordata; Actinopteri; Pomacentridae
Gene: sirt6
Product: sirtuin 6
Exons: 5
Coding region: 577-2058 (493 amino acids)
Molecular function (GO): NAD+ binding
Source: RefSeq, a predicted model, not a curated record
CGGACUCCCGGAGACGUUUGACAGUCCUGAAGAGAUAAAGGCCAAAGUGGAGACCCUCGCUCAGUUGAUCAAAGAAUCUCAGUACUUGGUUGUCCACUCUGGAGCUGGAAUCAGCACCUCGACAGGCAUCCCUGACUUCAGCUAGAGGAGUCGCCCCCCUGCUGGCUGGUAAAAGGAAUGCAGGUUGAAGUCUACAGACUACAGACUUCUACAGAAGGAGUGGCCGGCCUCGGAAAAUUACCCCAAGAGCACAGCGACGACUCAUCCAGGAGGUCACAAAGGAACCCAGGACAACAUCGAAAGAACUGCAGACAUCCCUUGCAUCAGUUAAGUGUCUCAUGUGGCCCUGCAGCUUCUCCUCCUCCACCUCCUCCUGAAGCCUUCAUCUUCUUCAUCAUCAGCUGCUCAGUGACUCUGUUGGACGUCUCACCGUGUGGCAGCAGCUCAGGUCAGUGGUGAAGAUCCUCUUUAUCAGCUCCACACCCACAGACGUAGUGAACGCAGCGUCUGUUGUUGUGCUAAUAAGAAGCUGCAGCUGAGCAGCAGCAGCUCUGUUCACUCCAGCCUCAGUCACACAUGGAGUCAGAGCAACACUCUGUCAGAGCUGAUUCCUCAAUGUUAGAUCUGAUUAAUCUCUCUCUAGUAACAGGUUAUGUACCACAGGCUUUUAAGGUUGCUGUAAUCAAACCUUUACUUAAAAAGCCCACUCUAGAUCCAGAUGUUUUAGCCAACUAUAGACCAGUUUCCAACCUCCCAUUUCUCUCCAAAAUUCUGGAAAGAACAGUUGCAAAUCAAUUAUGUGAACAUUUACAAAGGAAUAGCUUGUUUGAAGAGUUUCAGUCAGGCUUCAGAGUGCAUCAUAGCACAGAAACAGCUCUGGUGAAAGUUACUAAUGACCUUCUCAUAGCGUCAGAUAAUGGACUGGUCUCUAUACUUAUUUUAUUGGACCUUAGUGCAGCAUUCGAUACAAUCAACCACAAACUUUUAUUACAGCGACUAGAACAUUCUAUUGGCAUUAAAGGGACAGCACUGGACUGGUUUAAAUCCUACUUAUCAGACAGGUUCCAGUUUGUGCAUGUCAACAAUGACUCUUCUGAGCAUACUAGGGUUAAUCAUGGAGUUCCUCAGGGUUCUGUCUUAGGACCAAUACUGUUCACAUUAUACAUGCUUCCCUUAGGCAACAUUAUUAGGAAGCACUGUAUUAAUUUCCAUUGUUAUGCUGACGACACUCAAUUGUAUUUAUCUAUGAAGCCAAAUGAAACUAAUCAGCUAGCUAGACUGCAAGAUUGUCUUAAGGACAUAAAGACCUGGAUGACCUAUAAUUUCUUACUACUAAAUUUAGACAAGAUUGAAGUCAUUGUAUUUGGCCCCAAACAUCUUAGAGAAUUGCUUUCAAAGCAUAUAGUUACUCUGGAUGGCAUUACAUUGGCCUCCAGUACUACUGUGAGGAACCUCGGUGUUAUCUUUGACCAGGACAUGUCCUUUAACUCGCACAUAAAACAAAUCUGUAGGACUUCCUUUUUCCACCUGAGAAAUAUUGUGAAAAUGAGGAACAUCCUGUCUCAGAGUGAUGCAGAAAAACUAGUCCAUGCAUUUGUUACUUCUAGACUUGACUACUGUAAUUCCUUAUUAUCAGGUUGUCCCAAUAGCUCUCUGAAAUAUCUACAGCUGAUCCAAAAUGCUGCAGCCAGAGUACUGACAGGAGUUAGCAAGAGAGAUCAUAUUUCUCCUAUAUUGGUUUCUCUUCAUUGGCUUCCUGUUAAAUCUAGAAUAGAAUUCAAAAUCCUUCUUCUGACAUAUAAAGCUCUUAACAACCAAUCUCCAUCAUAUCUUAAAGACCUGAUAGUACCAUAUUAUCCUAGCAGAACUCUUCGCUCUCAGACUGCAGGCUUACUUGUUGUUCCUAGAAUCUCUAAAAGUAGAAUGGGAGGCAGAGCCUUCAGUUAUCAGGCGCCUCUCCUGUGGAACCAGCUCCCAGUUUGGGUUCAGGAGGCGGACACCCUCUCUAUUUUUAAGACCAGGCUUAAAACCUUCCUUUUCGACAAAGCUUAUAGUUAGGGCUGACUGGGGGACCCUGACGGGGUAUGCUGGUGUUUUCAUUUGCACAACUGACUUCCCCUCUUGACGUCCCUUUAGUUUGCCCCUAGUUAUGCUGCUAUAGGCCUAGACUGCUGGGGAACCUCUCUUGAUGCACUGAGCCCUUCUCUAACUACCUAUGUAUUUACUACAUAUACCAUUAUUGCAUUACAUUCACUCUGUUUCUUUCUGUGUCCUUUCUCCGAGUGUCCCUGGUCCCAGAGCUGGAUGCUGGAUGCUUCAGAUGUGUGGCUGUGUUUUAUGGUCCUUGUGUCCCACCCCCCCACCUCUCUAUCUCUACCCCUCUAUCUCUACCUCUACCCCUCUAUCUCUACCUUUCUACCUCUUCUGUCCCUCUCAACCCGCCCGGCCAGCAGGCAGAUGGGUCCCCCCACAUUAGAGCCGGGUUCUGCUUGAGGUUUUUUUCCCUGUUAAAAGGGUGUUUUCCUUGCCACUGUCGCCUUUUGGCUUGCUCUGGGGGUCAGGCAUAUGGGUUCUGUAAAGCGUCUCGAGACAAUUUGACUGUAAUUGGCGCUAUAUAAAUAAAAUUGAAUUGAAAAUUGAAUUGAACUGAGAGCUCUCAGCAGUUUUCUACCCAUUUAAGAACAGGACAAACCGAACAAGCUGUUGUAUCGAUUU